AACACCGCUGUAAGAAAAGAAAGGAAAGGCUUGCUUCUUUUACAGCACACUUGUCUGCAUUGUUGUUAAAAGACAUCCAGCAUUUCGCCGUUUCCUGCUUUCUCACAACGGCCUGUGUCACUUUUUACCUGGCUACAAGCAACAACGCUAAAGUGAAGCUAGUUAGUUGACAGAAUGGAUGUUUGGUUCGGUUUAAGCCAAAUAAGUUGUGUUGAACUUCCUUGAACUAGUUUGGUUUUCAAGCGGACUUUUAACCCACUCAUUUAUUUUAAAAUAACAUCGCCUUCUUUCGUUCAACAACAUGCCUGCGAAGAGAGAUUCACACAGCCCGGCCAAGAGUUUACCGGAGCGGGGGCUGCUCCUGCUGAUCGUGCUGGUUUUACUGCAGGGAUCCGUGCUUCCUCUCGGGGCUGCUAGCUCUCCCAAUACCAGCCGCAAUGACUAUGUGGACAACCCCCAACUGAAAGAGGGAAAGUCCAACUACACUAAAAAGGCAUUCCCUGUGCUCACCCUCGACUACCAUCACAUACAGGCCCCCUUUGAGAUCUCAUUAUGGAUCCUGCUGGCUUCCUUAAUGAAAUUAGGGUUCCACCUGAUACCUCGUCUGUCCGGCAUUGUGCCAGAGAGCUGCCUGUUGAUCACCGUGGGUCUGCUUGUGGGGGGGCUCAUCAAACUAGCUGGAGAAGACGUCCCCCCAGUGCUGGACUCCCGUUUGUUCUUCCUCUGCCUGCUGCCGCCCAUCAUCCUCGAUGCCGGCUACUUCCUGCCCAUCCGGCCCUUCAUGGAGAACCUGGGCACCAUCCUGAUGUUUGCGGUGGUGGGGACCCUGUGGAACGCCUUCUUCAUCGGGGGUCUGCUGUACGCUGUGUGUCAGAUCCAGCCGGCCAAUCCCUCCAACCUUCACAAGAUCGAGCUGCUGCCCUGUCUGCUGUUCGGCUCCAUCAUCUCCGCCGUGGACCCUGUGGCCGUGCUGGCUGUGUUUGAGGAGAUCCACAUCAAUGAGCUGUUGCACAUCCUGGUGUUUGGAGAAUCUCUGCUUAACGAUGCUGUCACUGUGGUGUUAUACCACCUGUUUGAAGAGUACUCAGGUGCCGGCACAGUCACGGUGCUGGACUGCUUCCUGGGAAUCAUCUCCUUCCUGGUGGUUGCAAUCGGAGGCGUUCUAGUUGGAGUCAUCUACGGGCUCCUGGCCGCCUUUACCUCCCGCUUCACCUCCCAUGUGCGGGUCAUAGAGCCACUUUUUGUCUUUGUGUACGCCUACAUGGCCUACCUGUCAGCUGAGGUGUUCCACCUCUCUGGAAUCAUGGCGUUAAUAGCAUGUGGAGCGACGAUGCGACCUUAUGUGGAAGCCAACAUUUCCCACAAAUCCCACACCACCGUCAAGUACUUCCUGAAAAUGUGGAGCAGCGUCAGCGAGACUCUCAUCUUCAUCUUCCUGGGAGUGGCCACGGUGGACGGACCUCACCAAUGGAACUGGACCUUCGUCACCGUCACCGUCCUUCUGUGUCUGGUGUCUCGGGUCAUAGGUGUGGUUGGUCUGACCUAUGUGAUCAACAAGUUCCGCAUUGUCAAGCUGACGACCAAGGACCAGUUCAUCAUCGCCUACGGUGGCCUGCGAGGAGCCAUCGCCUUCUCCCUCGGCUUCCUGCUGAAAAAGGAUCUCUUCCCCAUGAGGGAGAUGUUCCUCACAGCCAUCAUCACCGUUGUCUUCUUCACCGUCUUUGUUCAGGGCAUGACCAUCCAACCCCUGGUGGAGCUGCUGGCGGUGAAGAAGAAACAGGAGGCCAAGCGGACCAUUAAUGAGGAAAUCCACACCCAGUUCCUGGACCACCUCCUGACUGGAAUUGAGGACAUUUGUGGACACUAUGGACACCACCACUGGAAGGACAAACUGAACCGCUUCAACAAGAAGUAUGUGAAGAAGUGCCUGAUUGCAGGCGAGCGCUCCAAGGAGCCACAGCUCAUCGCCUUCUACCACAAGAUGGAGUUCAAACAGGCCAUUGAGAUGGUGGAGAGCGGAGGAGGAUUCAAGAUGCCGUCUGCUAUGCCUUCCACUGUUUCCAUGCAGAACAUCCAGCCCAAGAAGCCUCCUCCUGCCAAGCCUGCAGAGAAAGCUGAGAAAGCUCCGUCCCAGCUGCCUAAAGGCCGAGAGGAGGAGAUCAGGAAGAUCCUCAGGAGCAACCUGCAGAGGACACGGUUGAGGCUGCGCUCCUACAACAGACACACUCUGGUGGCUGAUCCGUUCGAGGAUGGCUUCGAUGACUUGCUCAUCAAGAAGCAGAAGAUGAUCGAGCUGGAGAAGAAGAUUAAAGACAUGAAUAACUACCUGACGGUGCCUGCUGCCCCCCCCGACUCCCCCACCAUGUGUAGAGCCAGACUGUCCUCAGACCCUCAGUCUUACAGAGCCAAGCCGGAGUCGGACAGCGUGCCGACCAUCCACGUGGACCUGGCCUCCCCUCAGUCUCCGGACUCCGUCAACGUGAUGGAUGAGUUCAGACGGGCCGGCCAGCAGCGGGGGGGGGAGAGGGGGGGGGAGGAGGACCAGGGCCUGAUGAUGAGGCCUCACAAAACAGGUGAGGGAGCCGAUGGCAAAGAUCCUCAGAAGCUGACGAGGUGCCUCAGCGACCCCGGGCCCAGCGCCGACGAGGAGGAGGACCAGCCCUUCCUGGCUUGAUCCAGCUGGAUGUGGAGGGGUCAGCCCCCCCCCCCCCCCCCAUCACUAAUCAGAGAGACGGCUGCUUCACUGCUCCAAAUAUUCUCUUUGGUUCAGAAACCAAUCAAGCCAAAACUGCUAACGCUGUACGAAAACCAGACACACAAAGCAGAAGCAGUCUGAGAAGAGCCAUUAGUUUGUUUUUAUCAUUGCUCUUUAUUUUUCUAAGACCGGAUGCAAACAGCUGCUAUCUGAGAGACGGUGGAGUUUAUGGUUGAUAGUCUGAGACAUUCAGCAAAGAACUAUGCAUAACCAAAGGCUUGGACUGCUUUAGUGUCAGACAAUGUCGUUUUUACUUUGAGUCCCUUUUGUUUUGUUUUACUUUCCUUUUUAAUGACUGGAUAAGUGUUGGGUUUUAUGUUUGUUCAUGAUUUUUUUUUUUAUUCUGUCUCUAUUUGAGACAUUCUGGGCCUCCAGGCCUACAUUUGAUAAACAAAGCAAACCGCUUCAUCCAAUCCUUUCAUUUCAAACAUUGGGUUUAAGGUGCUUGUUUUAAUCCAACAUCUCACUGAAACUCUUCUUUCUUUCUGUCACUUGAAAUUGCUGGAUAUUCAAACUUUAAAUAGUAGCUAGGUUCAGAUAUGUUGCCUUACUUUGUGUAAAACCUUUCACUCGGUGCAUUUGAAACUUGCGUUCUAUUUAUUUCAGGGGUUCUCCCAUCUGUUUGAAAUCACGUUUGUGUAGAUGUUUUCAGUCGUGCUUACAGACCUGCAGCCGUGUUUAUCGGCUGUGCAGCGAGUUGUCUGGAUGUGAAACAUUCCUUACUCUUGUGUCAAGGAAUUAGCUUUUUCCGACCGUAGAGUAAAGCUGCGUGUUUGGGAAGCUUGUGAGACAGAAAGUGAUGCAGCACAGAUGUUUUGAUGUCAGUGAUCAUGCUUGAUUCCCCCCCGGUCUUCUGAAGUUAAAUCACAUGUUGUCAUCAUGUCACGUUUCGGUGUAGAUGUUUUACCUCCAUUUUAAACACCCUUUAAAACUCACUCAAGGUCGAGUUAUCAGUAGUAGAUGUCGCUCUUAAUAUAAAUGUAAAGAAUAAGUGUCCAUCUAACUUCACACUUCUUAAACUUAUACCUGGUUUUAUAAUAUCAAACUAAUUAAUAUUCACUUCUUUCUUGCCUAUUUGCAUUCUCUUUCUUUGUUUUUGAAAUAAGCAUCUAACUCCAUCACCGCUCCGAUUGUUACACAAGUGAAGGGUAGCUUGUACAAUCCAUCCACACCUCUAAACCUCUUGAGAAUGUAGGCAUAUCCUGGCAAAAGAAGUCAUUCUAUGCAGUUAAGAUGUGUAAAAUAUGUAAAUGAAUUACGAGAACCUAUAUUUAUGAAUUCCCUUUCAAACUAAAGUGUUGUAAUCUUGCACCACAUUGAGGCAAACCACUGCGAAAAUCAAAGCUAAAAUCCAACACGGGCAUUCAAAUAAACAUUCUUAAAAACAGUUUGUUAGAGUUUUUGCAAGGAGAGUUAUCUGCAGGCAGGAAUACGUUAAUUAAUGUGUUGUACUGUGUGUCAAAAUAUUGUAUCUUUUAUACACAGCUGCUCAGUGAAUUAGAGUAUACAUCGUAUGAGUUGUUGAUUCAUGUCCAAUUGAACGUCUUGUGUGCCACAGCCCAAAAAACUGAUUGUAAACCCGACAAGUACUCCUUCAAUCCAAUCCAACUUUAUUUAUAUAGCUCAUUUAAUGACAACAGAGUUGACCAAAGUGCUGUACAUCAAUAUAUAUAAUAUAUAUAUACAAAAGCAGCAUAAAUACAUUCAGACAAAAAA
This is a messenger RNA of Trematomus bernacchii (emerald rockcod), 4471 nucleotides long. RefSeq names its product solute carrier family 9 member A1a (gene slc9a1a). Gene Ontology annotation, biological process: sodium ion transport; regulation of pH; proton transmembrane transport. The record is from RefSeq and is a predicted model, not a curated record. Gene Ontology annotation, molecular function: sodium:proton antiporter activity. Lineage: Eukaryota; Metazoa; Chordata; Actinopteri; Perciformes; Nototheniidae. Gene Ontology annotation, cellular component: membrane.